Chilo suppressalis (striped riceborer) is the source of this 1032-nucleotide messenger RNA. Lineage: Eukaryota; Metazoa; Arthropoda; Insecta; Lepidoptera; Crambidae. The record is from the annotation of a GenBank genome assembly.
AUGCCCACUUCCUUCCUCACUCGCGCUGCAUGUAAACGAGUAACUACAUGGAAUUUUACCAAUGCCACUGUCGGCGCUUGGGAUGUUCUGAAACAGGGUGGUAGUUCUUUGGAUGCUAUACAAAAAGGUGCAUCAAUUUGUGAGGAGCAACAAUGUGACGGUACAGUUGGGUACGGAGGUAGUCCAGAUGAACAUGGUGAGACUACAUUAGAUGCUCUUAUUAUGGAUGGGAAAACAAUGAAUGUUGGGGCAGUGGGGGCACUCCGUAAGAUUAAAAAUGCAAUUUCAGUAGCCAGAUGUGUUUUGGAGCAUACAAAACAUUCUAUACUUGUUGGAGAGCUGGCAACAGAUUUUGCUGUGGAAAUGGGAUUCAUAGAAGAAAAUUUAAGUACAAUUGAGUCAAAAAAUAUGUGGAAAAAAUGGUAUAACAGGGACAGCUGUCAACCAAAUUUUUGGAUGGAAGUCAAACCGGAUCCUUCUAAAUUUUGUGGUCCAUAUGAAAAGCAAAGUUAUAGACUUUAUGAUAGUGCAUACCAAGUUAUGCAAAUAAGUCGAUUCAAUCAUGAUACUAUUGGCAUGGUAGCUAUUGAUAUUUAUGAUAAUAUUGCUGCUGGAACAUCUACAAAUGGAGCCAAGUUUAAGAUACCUGGGCGUAUUGGUGACUCCCCAAUUCCAGGAUCAGGUGCAUAUGCUGAUAAUUCAGUUGGAGGAGCAGUUGGAACAGGGGAUGGAGAUAUCAUGCUGCGAUUUCUACCAAGUUUCUUGGCUGUAGAAGAGAUGCGACGUGGCGCAACACCUACGGAAGCAUCAAGAAUUGCUAUUAAAAGAAUAGCAGAUCACUAUCCAGACUUUAUGGGUGCUGUUGUAGCACUGUCCAAAGAUGGGGAACAUGGGGCAGCUUGCCAUGGAAUACGCACAUUUCCAUAUGUGGUUCAAGAUGUAUCACGGGAGACAUACGAAAUUAUUCGCAUUGAAUCCUGCACGGUUUGUGCGUCAGCCACAUACAAAUGUAAAGGUAGGGAAACAGGAUAA